GACUUUGAUCACAUUAUGGAGGAAGGCUAUGAGCUUGACCUCACCUACAUCACAGAGCGGAUCAUCGCUGUCUCCUUCCCUGCUAGCUGUUCUGAGGAAACUUACCUCCACAAUCUUCAAGAUGUAACCCGAAUGCUCAAAUCCAAACAUGGGGAUAAUUACUUGGUGUUAAAUCUCUCUGAAAAGAGAUAUGACCUCGCCAAGCUCAACCCAAAGAUUGUGGAUGUGGGGUGGCCUGAUCUCCAUGCUCCGCCUCUUGAUAAGGUGUGCACCAUCUGCAAGGCUAUGGAGUCAUGGCUGAACAGUGAUCCUCAACAUGUGGUGGUGAUCCAUUGCAGAGGAGGAAAAGGAAGGAUAGGGGUGGUCAUAUCGUCGUACAUGCACUUCACCAAUGUUUCUGUGAGUGCUGAUCAGGCUCUAGACAGAUUUGCUAUGAAGAAAUUCUUUGAUGAUAAAGUUUCAGCUUUAAUGCAGCCAUCCCAAAGAAGAUAUGUGCAGUUCUUAAGUGGCCUUCUAUCUGGAUCUGUGAAAAUGAAUGCAACUCCUCUUUUCCUGCACUAUGUUAUCCUUCAUGGCAUCCCUAGCUUUGAUGCUGGGAGAGCUUGUCAGCCUUUUCUGAAGUUAUACCAGGCUAUGCAACCAGUUUAUACAUCUGGAAUAUAUAGCGUAGGAUCAGAAAAUAAAAGCCGGAUCUGCAUUGCUAUAGACCCUGCCCAGCUUCUGAAGGGAGAUAUUAUGCUGAAGUGCUACCACAAAAAGUACCGCUCCGCUACUCGUGAUGUGGUUUUUCGCCUUCAGUUUCACACUGGAGCUAUUCAAGGAAACGGCCUGGUGUUUGGCAAGGAGGACUUGGACAAUGCCAACAAAGAUGACCGUUUCCCUGAUUAUGGCAGAGUGGAAUUAGUGUUUUCAGGAACGCCAGAGAAAAUUCAAGGAUGUGAACACCUUCAGAAUGACCAUGGGGUGAUAGUAGAUUACAAUACCUCAGACCCACUGAUACGCUGGGAUUCCUAUGAAAACAUGAGCCCCGAUGGGGAAGUUCUGCAUACUCAAGGUCCCAUUGAUGGCAGCCUGUAUGCGAAAGUGAGAAAGAAGAGCUCUUCAGACAGCAGCAUCCCUGGUGUUGCACAGGGUGUUCCCAUGACUGGUAGUCCUGAUCACAGUGAUCAUACCCUGUCAGUCAGCAGUGAUUCAGGACACUCAACAGCGUCCAUCAGGACAGACAAGACUGAGGAACGCCUCGUGCCAGGAGUCAAAAGAGGUCUGAGCCCACAAGAGAAGGCAGAACUGGACCAGCUACUCAGUGGCUUUGGUCUGGAGGAUUCUGUCAACACCACCAAGGAUAUGACUGAUGCUCGAGGGAAGUACAGUGGGAUUCGCCAUGUAGUACCAGCUCAAGUUCAUGUGAAUGGAGACACCAAACUGAAGGACAGGGAGACUGACAUUCUGGAUGAUGAAAUGCCUAAUCAUGACCUUCACAGCGUGGACAGCAUCGGGACUUUGUCUUCCUCAGAAGGACAGCACUCUGCCCACCUAGGGAACUUUAGCUGCCACAAGAGCAGUCAGAACUCACUUCUUUCAGAUGGCUUUGGAAGUAACAUUGGGGAAGAGCAUCACAAUGCUUUUGCACCAGAUCUGGGAAUUGGUGUGGAUCCCCUCUAUGAGAGAUCAUUUGGAAGCACUGAGACAAAGUCAACUCAGCAAUUGCAACGGAAUCCUUCUGUCCCCCCCCAGCCUCAAGACUAUGGCCCAAGUAACUACUCUACUCAGACCUGGGUACGCCAGCAGCAGAUGGUCACUGCUCACCAAUAUGGUUUUGCCCCAGAGAAUGAAAUUAGGGUUGGCAUUCAUAGCACUGUGGAGAAUUCAGGCACCGCCCAGAGCCCAUCCCGAGUCCCAGACACCCCAACACGUGGCUCCAGCAGCAGAGAUGCUGUGCAGAGGGGUCUAGGAGGAGUGCCAGGUUCUGAAGCUGCAGAACAUGCCAGUGCUGAGAGCUUUAAGUCAAGGCCAGUGCCUCAGAGGGACACAAAUGGCCUGGAUCUGGAACGGAACACAGGAGACUUGCCAGCUUCUCCAACUUUGGAUAUUGAUCAGUCCAUUGAACAGCUGAACAGGCUGAUCUUGGAGUUAGACCCUACAUUUGAACCUAUCCCAACCCGCAUUAACAAUGUCACCAGGGACAGAAAUCAAGUAAAUGGCUUCACCAGACUUGAUGUUGAUGUGGAAGGCCUUGGCAGAAGUCCUGGCUUCCAUGAAAAAUUAGAGGUCACAAAUAGGAGUCCCUCUCGGCAUGGUAUGCAAGAUGCUGGUGCUGCAGAGGGGAGGAUCAGAAAGUUAAGUGUUGGGCAGUAUGACAAUGAUGUCCCUGGGCAGCCGUUGUAUAACAGGCUUGGAUGGAUGAAGUCUCCUGCUGCAGACCAGGCUGUAAAUCCAGGAUCACCGGUUCCUGUGGGGAAGACCAAGGAGAUGGCUGUUGCAUGUUACCACGAUGAAAUAGAUGGGGGAGUCUUCUCUCCAGCAAAAAGUGGAAAUGAAACUGUCCUAUCCACACCAGCUUUUCCCCUGUCACCAGAGACACCCUAUGUGAAAACACCUCCACUGUACCAUCAGCGGAUUCCUUCCAGCCAAAAGGUCAGCAGCCCGUCUGAGCUGUACAGAACCAGUCCUGAAUCUCGAAGUUACACAGAAGCCAUUAGCCAUGCUCUGGUGACGUCUGACAGCACUGUGGGCACUAACCCUGCUUUGCUGAAGGCCAACAUGCAGACAGAUCCCUCCUUUCAGCGCUGCUUUGCAUCUUCGUGUACUGUUUCAAGUAACAGUCCUGUCCCAGGGGGAGAAAGCUCUUCCGUACCAGAACUUCCUUGGCUUGAAAGCAACCCAAAAGCUUCCUCAUCACUACAGUUUUCAAUGGGAAACAGCAGGCAGCCAGGAGGUUACCUUCUGCCCUCUGAAUUUUCAAAUGCUGUGCAAGAUGGCUCUCUCUUGACUCGUUUCCAGACUCCAGAACUGCAAGUUGUCACCCUGAACAGCCUGGAGAAUCCACCAGUAGAGCCACAGCAAGAAUCUGCUGUCAGCAACAGUGCCCGGUCCUACCUGAGCUACAGUGGGGGCAGCAGGAGCAGUAGCUCCCCCCGAGAGGAGAAACAAGCUACUUUGAUAGCCAGUACUGGCAUCUGUCCUAAAACAAUGAGCUCAUCAGUGGCAAGUGCUGAGGACAAUGGCUCUUUGACACAAAACUUUCUUACAGUGGCCUCUGGACACAAUAGCCAGAACAGUGUGGUUCAGCAGCAGCAUGGAGGGAAUCUACAUGCCCAACCACCUCUCCCAGAGAAAAAGCGGUCCUCUGAAGGAGACCGUUCCUUUGCCUCUGUAUCACCUUCUUCAAGUGGCUUCUCCAGCCCCCACAGUGGAAGCACAAUCAGCAUCCCUUUCCCAAAUGUCCUCCCAGAUUUCUCAAAAACGUUGAGCAUUUCCCCAGUGCCAGAAAACACAACAGAUAAACACGUGACUGUGAAAUUUGUCCAGGACACAUCCAAGUUCUGGUAUAAGCCAGAUAUUUCAAGGGAACAAGCCAUUGCUGUUCUCAAGGACAAGGAGCCUGGCUCAUUCAUUGUUAGAGACAGUCAUUCCUUCCGGGGAGCUUAUGGGCUGGCCAUGAAGGUUGCUACACCACCUCCUUCUGUGCUGCAGUUAAACAAGAAAGCUGGAGAUUUGUCAAAUGAACUUGUAAGGCAUUUUCUGAUUGAGUGCACUCACAAGGGGGUACGCUUGAAAGGAUGCCCGAACGAACCGUAUUUUGGUAGUUUGACAGCUCUGGUGUACCAGCAUUCCAUCACACCACUGGCAUUGCCCUGCAAGCUUCUCAUCCCAGACAGAGAUCCCUUGGAGGAGAUAGCAGAAACCUCUCCGCAAACUGCGGCAAACUCAGCAGCGGAGCUUCUCAAGCAGGGUGCAGCGUGUAACGUUUGGUACCUGAAUUCAGUGGAGAUGGAGUCCCUCACGGGCUACCAGGCAGUGCAGAAAGCCUUGAGCAUGACGCUGAUGCAAGAUCCUUCUCCCGUCUCAACUGUUGUCCAUUUCAAGGUGUCUGCACAGGGAAUCACGUUGACUGAUAAUCAAAGAAAACUCUUUUUUCGGCGACAUUAUCCGGUCAACACUGUUAUUUUCUGUGCUUUGGAUCCACAGGAUAGAAAAUGGAUGAAAGAUGGCCUUUCUGCAAAAGUGUUUGGGUUCGUUGCCAGGAAGCAAGGCAGUGCCACAGACAACGUGUGCCACCUCUUUGCAGAGCAUGAUCCGGAGCAACCCGCCAGCGCUAUCGUGAACUUUGUAUCAAAGGUCAUGAUUGGAUCUCAGAAGAAGAUCUGAUGCCUUUCCACCCUUGUCUCAGCACUCUUCAGUGGUGUAACUGAAGGGAAGCACUUUGAGAGGGAGAAAGCCUUUUCAGCAGCAGCGUCUGAACCUUGUCAUUCCCAAGAAGGAAAGCAGAGGACAGUCAUCUGCAUUGUGUUUGCAAGAGUUCAGCCUUUCCCUUGAAGAUGCCUCUGACUUAACAAAGCAUUUCUUUGACUUUAUAUCAGAAGACAAAAGAAGCUGGGUGCCACCCAGACCCAUGUAGCCCACACCUGAAUGAAGCAUAAAUUGAAAACUUUCUCCUGAAGGGCUUCUGAUGUC
Messenger RNA from Indicator indicator, 4674 nucleotides. RefSeq names its product tensin 3 (gene TNS3). Gene Ontology annotation, molecular function: phosphatase activity; protein binding. The transcript is spliced from 26 exons. Lineage: Eukaryota; Metazoa; Chordata; Aves; Piciformes; Indicatoridae. The record is from RefSeq and is a predicted model, not a curated record. The coding region runs from base 16 to 4368 and encodes 1450 amino acids. Gene Ontology annotation, biological process: dephosphorylation.